Molecule: messenger RNA, 387 nt
Organism: Clonostachys byssicola
Lineage: Eukaryota; Fungi; Ascomycota; Sordariomycetes; Hypocreales; Bionectriaceae
Source: the annotation of a GenBank genome assembly
AUGAAGUUAGUCCGGUUUUUAAUGAAAUGCGCCAAUGAGACGGUGACCAUUGAGCUCAAGAAUGGAACCAUUGUCCAUGGCACCAUCGCCUCCGUCUCGCCCCAGAUGAACACCGCCCUCCGCACCGUCAAGAUGACCAUCAGGGGCCAGGAUCCCAUCUCCCUGGACACAAUGAACAUCCGUGGCUCCACCAUCCGUUACUUCAUCCUCCCCGACUCGCUACCUCUUGAUACCCUUCUGGUCGACGACGCACCCAAGCCAAAGAACAAAGCCCGCAAAGAGGCCGAGCGCGGAGGUGGCGGCGGCGGCGGCGGCAUGGGCCGUGGUCGCGGCAGGGGAGGCGGCAGAGGGCGCGGCCGUGGUGGUCGUGGUCGUGGAAGGGGUUAA